Molecule: messenger RNA, 2555 nt
Organism: Formica exsecta
Lineage: Eukaryota; Metazoa; Arthropoda; Insecta; Hymenoptera; Formicidae
Gene: Tip60
Product: histone acetyltransferase Tip60-like
Biological process (GO): regulation of DNA-templated transcription
Molecular function (GO): histone acetyltransferase activity
Source: RefSeq, a predicted model, not a curated record
UUGGCCAUCUUUAAUAAUACGUCGCCUGUGGUCUAAAAUCUAAAGCUUCAAAACAAAAUUUCGUUUGGUGAUUAGUUUGUCGAAUUUCUGAUUGAAAUGAUCGAGGAACACGACGAACAAGAAACGAUAUGCGAUUCAGUGAAUUCACUGGUUGAAGGCUGUCGUUUACCAGUUAGGAUGUUUACUACGGACGAUUGGCCUCUUGCCGAAAUCAUCAGUGUCAAAGACGUACAAGGUGUCAAAUGUUAUUAUGUUCAUUAUGUGGAUUUCAACAAACGAUUAGAUGAAUGGGUUAUGGAGGAUUGUUUGGACACUAGGAAAGUCCAAUAUCCUCGUCGUGAAGGAACGACACCAGGAACUGAUGCAGCAACACCAAAAAAGCAGGUUCCUAGUAGACCUCCUAGUCCCAGUAGUAUUAUCAUUGAACCAGUUAAUGGUAAUGCUGUGCUACAAGCUGCGCUACAAAAAAAAAUGUCUAGAAAAAGAAAGGCGACAUUUCUAGAAAAUGAAGAUUCUCAGGAUGGUCCGCCACAAGCCGCCGCAAAUACGCCAGGUCCCAGACCUACUGGCUCCCUAGUAGCGCAUCAGAAUGACGAUGUAGUCACGAGAAUGAAAAACGUAGAAUUAAUUGAACUAGGCCGUCAUAGGAUAAAACCAUGGUACUUUAGCCCAUAUCCACAGGAGAUGGUAAAUUUAAAUUGUAUAUAUAUCUGCGAGUUCUGCCUGAAAUAUAGGAAGAAUCGAAAAUGCUUGGAGAGACAUUUAGUUAAAUGUAAUCUACGUCAUCCACCCGGAAAUGAGAUAUACAGGAAAGGAUCUAUAUCAUUUUUCGAGAUUGAUGGCCGCAAGAAUAAGAAUUAUGCACAAAACCUUUGUUUGCUAGCAAAACUAUUCCUGGACCAUAAAACUCUCUACUAUGACACAGAUCCCUUUUUAUUUUAUGUAAUGACUGAAUUUGACAGCAGAGGAUUUCAUAUAGUUGGCUAUUUCUCCAAGGAGAAGGGAUCGACAGAAGAUCACAAUGUAGCAUGUAUUCUAACACUGCCACCAUACCAGAGAAGAGGUUACGGCAAGCUCUUGAUAGAAUUUUCGUAUGAGCUAUCGAAAUUCGAAGGAAAGACCGGCUCUCCCGAAAAGCCAUUGUCCGAUUUAGGUUUGCUUUCGUACCGAAGUUACUGGGCGCACACAAUACUCGAUAUCCUGUUAAAUUUAAAGCCUGUGGUGGAGAAUGAGAAACCACAGAUAACAAUAAACGAAAUUUCCGAGAUUACGUCGAUUAAAAAGGAGGACGUGAUAUCGACUUUGCAAAAUCUGAAUCUCAUUAAUUACUACAAAGGACAAUAUAUUGUGACACUAAAUAGGGAAAUUAUUGAACAACAUACAACUGCGAUGGAAAAGAGACAGAUUAGGAUAGAUCCUAAAUGUCUACAUUGGACACCGAAAACUGGAGUGUUAGGGCUAAAUGGUGAAAAAAACCCUGAAUUGACAAUAAGAUGAUGCUGAUUUGUUUUGAAAUUAUUUUUCAGGAGAUUUCCAGAAGUAAUUACAGUUGAUGAAUAUACAAAAGUUGUACAUAUAUAUAUACAUAUAUAAAUUAAUCUUUGACCUCUCAAUGGUCUAGCGUUUUAUAAGACUGUAUUUGGCAUUGUGUACGCUUAUCGCGUUGCUAUGUAGAAACUCGUCGACGUAUGCAAAUUUCGGUUGUAGAGAAUUAAGAUCAUACAACGCGAGUGAUUGCGGGGUAAAAAAUAUUAAUGUAAUGAUAUAUAUCUUAGAACCAAACGCAAUGUUUUAAUAUGGUGGUUAGAAUUUUUUUAAAGGUGCGUAAAAACGAUUGUUAUUGCUAUGCCAUGAUCGAUUUGUAUAGAAAAUCUAUCAAUCUUGUGUAGUAUUGUAAAUAAAUGUGAUUUUAUAACAUACUUACAAUUUCUCAAUAGCUCAAGCGCAUUCAAAUUUUAUAGAGAAAUAUUUGUAUAGGCUCAAUACUCAGAGUGCUGUUUAUAAUCCGUUUUUUAGUAUACAAGAAGACAAAAUGUAGACAUAUGCAUCAUACCCAUUGUGUAUAAAUAUUGUAUAAAUAUGUACACAUCUUUUCACAUUGUUAUUUAUAUAUUGUACAUUUUCCCGCGAUAUAGUUGAGGUAAUUAGAUAAUAACGAGUAUUAUAAAACAAGUACUAUAAAAACGAGUACUCAUCAAAAAUGUAUAUUGUGUAUUUGUGUGUACGAGUAUCUACACGAUACGCAAGCAAUCUUAUUUCAAAAACGAUUUUUAGCUAUCACCAUCAUUAUUGAUUGUAUCAUUAAAAUCGAGAAUGUAAAUAAUUUACUAAAUUCCUAAUAUUUUACUGAAUGCCGUCCGCGGGAUUUAUUUUUCAUUUGUAGUUUUACCACAAUCCAAAUAUCGAAUUUUUAUAGCUUAUAUAGUCGAUGUUUGUGUAUUACAAAUUUAUAGGUGAGGAGCGCCCCUUGAUGUAGAUAAUCAUGUUUUUCCUUUAUAACAGAAAGAAGAGUUAUAUAUAGUUACCACUAAAAAAAAAAAAAAAAUAAAUAAAUU